UUCAAAUUUAAAUUUUAAUCAUUUGCUUCGAUUCCUAUUAGCACAAUACAAAUACAUUUGAUUAAGUGAUUAAUCAAACACAAUUGAAAAAUGUUCUUUCCGUUUUCUUUUUAAAGCAUUAGACGGAUAAUCGGGGGCUCCCUUUUGCUCCGUUCCCUUGGUUUUAGCCGAUUCAAGUUUACGUGGACAAAAAUUUCUCUCUUUUCUCUUUCCCUUCCCCUUUCCUUUUCCCUUGAGCAAAGAAAUUGUUGUAGUUAUCCAAUGUCGGGACAUCUUUAAGAAUGCCCCAACUUGAUUUCGGGGAAGUUUUUGGUACUCUUUAAUACUGUACAUGAUAGGUUUCCAAAGAUACUGAUCUUUCAAAAGAUUCGAUUGGUACUGCCUUGAUAGAUAAAGUUAUAAUUUUAUUUUAACAUAAAUCCAUUUAAUGGAGGCCUGUGGUGCACGUCAACAGACUUGUACUCAAACUCUCACUGCAAAAGCCAGACACAGGCAUCGUGGGGGUGAUUGAGACUGCUUGUCGGAGAUCUGUGUUAAACGAACAGCCUCAAGGUGCUUAUUGUUGCGACGAGUACCUACCAUUUUCUGCCAUGUAAGCUGAUCGUUAGGCCCGACGUGCAUUUGUUUGGUUUCAAAGCGAAACUCUGCCACCCUGACCCUACCUAGUGGACCUGCCUUUUGGUCACCAACUUAGCACCUCUAAAUAUUUUAUUCCAUUGUUUUUCCCUUCUGAUCCUCUACUUCAUCCAUCAUCUUCAAAUUUUUAGCUUAACAACUCAUUUAUCAGGUGGAGAUCAUCACUGUUAGUACUACAAAAUUUGCUUUUUAGACAAAAUAAAAGAUUUUAGGAGUGGUUUAUAGUAAUUUAAUACAAGUAAACAAAUCAGAGGGACAGAAAUACUUGGGACAGGGUUUAGGCGUGUGGUUUUGGAAAUAUUCUAUUGCUCACAAAAAAUUUUGCUUUCCACGUAAGCUAUUACCAUGACAACCACAUGUUAAAAAAUACACCAAAUUCCCGGACAACCAAUCAAUGGCAAGAACAAAUCUUGCAAGUUAAAAACCAAUGCUCCCCAACCCACAUGGCCCUCAGAUAAGGAUAAAACCCAGAAUCAUCCUCCACUCUUCUCACUAUCCCUUGUACGUCAAAACACAAGCCCGGUUCCUAGCUCUAUGACAUAAUCAAACUGUUUUCCGAAUUAUCCAUUUAUAAAUUCCACGUAAAACUUGAUAUAAUAAUUAAAAUAUUUAGCUUUCGUUUUUUAAAUACCCAUUUGGGCCCUCAGAAAACACACGCCAAAAAGAUACAGAGAAAAAAGAAAGAGAUUUUGAGUUUCAGAGAUGGAGAAACAGAGCAACACCCAGAGAAUUUCUUGGACUAGAGGGAAGUGUUUAGGCAAAGGCUCGUUUGGUACUGUAAGCUUGGCAAUCAACGAAUCAGGAGACACCGUUUUCGCAGUUAAGUCCGUCGAUUUAGCAACGUGUCUUCCGAACCAGUGGGAGUCUUUGGAGAACGAAAUUAGGAUCCUACGUUCGCUUUCCUCUCCGCAUGUCGUUGAGUAUCUCGGCGAUGAUGUUACCAGGUAUGAGUCCCCGACGACGUCUUACCGGAAUCUUCACAUGGAGUACUUGCCAGGUGGCACCGUUGCUGAUGUGGCGAUUAUUAAACGCCGGUUGGCUGACAUGGAUGAGAGGAUUUUGAGGUGGCAAACGCGGUGCUUAGUUUCGGCUCUGAAGUACGUGCACGGUGAAGGCAUUGUGCACUGUGAUGUGAAAGGGAAAAAUGUUUUGGUGGGCCCUGAUUUCACCUCCGUAAAGCUCGCGGAUUUCGGCUCAGCGAUUAAGAUUAAAAGGGAUGACGCGGAUGACAGGUGUAGGUCCCUCAUCACGCCACGUGGAAGCCCUCUCUGGAUGGCUCCGGAGGUGAUUCGCGGUGAGUAUCAAGGACCGGAGAGUGAUGUUUGGUCCUUAGGCUGCACCGUAAUCGAGAUGAUCACCGGGAAGCCAGCUUGGGAUGAUCAAGGUUUCAACUCACUGAAUCGAAUCGCUAACUCGGAUGAAUUGCCCGACUUACCGACUCAGUUUUCUGAGCUUGGUAAGGAUUUCGUGGAGAAGUGUUUGAGAAGGAAUUGGAAUCAAAGGUGGAGCUGCGAUCAGCUGCAGCGGCACCCAUUUUUAGCAUCGGCUUCAGCACUGAAUAUGAUCGGGGAAUCAUCUCCACGUUGCGUGCUCGAUUUCGCCAGCUCGCAUUUCGAAGAGGACGCAGAUGCGGAGAACUUUGAAGCAUCGGCGAGGGAGAGGAUCGAUAAAUUAGCGACGGAAGGAGGGGUAAUUUGGGAAUCGGAUGGAUGGGUGGCGGCAAGGAGUUACGCUCGUGAAUCAGGUGUGAAUUGUGAGGAAGGAACCAGUACGGAAUAUCCUGAGUUGAUGAGGACAGAGAAGGGAACAGAGGGGACAAAUUCGGUAAAUUCGGGUUCGAUGGGAAUUAGGCAAGGAAUUGAGAGGACAGAUUUGGAAUUUUCUGAUUGUUUUGACAGUAGUAACUCGGUUGAGUGGCAGUGUGGUAACUACGAGGAUGUGAGAGUGUUAAAUUCGCCAAGUCGUGCUCUACGGUGCGGUGGGUGGAGGUCCGAGUGCUCUUCUGGUUCCAGCUGUCGAAAUGGCUCACAAAAGUUGGAGUUAACGGUGCUGAAGGGGGAGUCUAGAUUUUACAGAUUUUGUAAUUUAUUACACCUAUUUUUGUGUAAUUUAAAAAUAUUCAGAUAUAUUUUAUUGGUGUAUUCA
Durio zibethinus is the source of this 2781-nucleotide messenger RNA. Its product is annotated as mitogen-activated protein kinase kinase kinase 18-like. Lineage: Eukaryota; Viridiplantae; Streptophyta; Magnoliopsida; Malvales; Malvaceae. The record is from RefSeq and is a predicted model, not a curated record. Gene Ontology annotation, molecular function: protein kinase activity; ATP binding. Gene Ontology annotation, biological process: protein phosphorylation; signal transduction.